ACCCAAAGGAAAUACACCUUCUAGAACUGUAACGGACUUCCUGUUUCUCUGUGGUAAAAAUGGCUGCUCGCAGGCUGCUUUCUUGGUACCUGACUGUAUUCACAUUACUGUGCUUAUUUUGUUAUCGUAUAACCGUGGCAACCGAUGAAAUUGAGAGGCAAGCAAAUCAGUUUUUUGGAAGUGGACAUACAAACAACUGGGCAGUUUUGGUGUGUACAUCUAGGUUCUGGUUUAACUAUCGUCAUGUGGCCAAUACACUCUCAGUUUACAGAAGCGUCAAGAGACUGGGGAUCCCUGACAGUCACAUUGUUCUGAUGCUGGCAGAUGAUAUGGCCUGUAACCAUAGAAACCCCAAACCUGCUACUGUCUUCAGCCACAAAAACAUGGAGUUGAACGUAUAUGGGGAUGAUGUUGAAGUGGACUACAGAGGAUAUGAGGUUACUGUUGAAAAUUUCCUGCGUGUUUUAACUGGCCGCUUGCCACCAAGCACCCCUCGAUCAAAACGACUUCUUUCUGAUGACAGAAGUAACAUUCUGAUUUAUAUGACAGGUCACGGUGGGAAUGGUUUCUUGAAAUUUCAGGAUUCUGAAGAAAUAAGUAAUGUUGAGCUUGCUGAUGCUUUUGAACAGAUGUGGCAAAAAAGAAGGUACAAUGAGCUGCUGUUCAUCAUUGACACUUGCCAAGGUGCUUCCAUGUAUGAAAGGUUCUAUUCUCCCAAUGUAAUGGCCCUGGCCAGCAGCCAGAUUGGGGAAGACUCGCUUUCACACCAGCCUGAUCUUGCAAUUGGAGUUCAUCUGAUGGACAGAUACACCUUUUAUCUUCUGGAAUUCUUGGAAGAUAUUCAUCCAGCUAGUCAAACCAAUAUGAACGAUUUAUUCAAAGUGUGCCCCAAAAGCUUGUGUGUUUCAACACCAGGUCACAGGAUUGACCUAUUCCAGAGGAACCCCAGGAGCGUUCUGAUCACUGACUUCUUUGGAAGUGUCCGAAAAGUGGAGAUUACAACAGAGACUGUCAAGCUCAUCCCAAACAUCACUGAGAAGAAUGAAAAACUGACUGAGGAAGUGAUGCUUACUGAACCACAGAAGUAUGUUCAACAAAUGCCUGUGGCUGAAAUAAUUCAUCAGAAACCAAAACAGAAGGACUGGCACCCUCCAGAUGGAUUUAUCCUUGGGCUAUGGACAUUAAUUAUCCUUGUGUUUUUCAAAACUUAUGGGAUCAAGCAUUUGAAGCACAUAUUUUAAGGCAUUUAUCUUCAGUUGUCUGAAAUGCCUUUCUGCGAUUUGUCUCCCAGAAGAAGAAAGUUUCAGUGUCACAACGAUAGAAUCUUUAACUUCUGUUUUUUUCUUUUUCCUCUUUUUGAAAUGGCACCUCAGGGUUAGUGAUCCUUUAUCAAAUGACUAAGAGGGGAGCAGAAAAAGCAUUUUGUUCUAGAAUUUCAGACUACUGCUGGUAAAGUAGCACACAAAACAAUUAAACACUGGGUCGUUCAUUUUGAAGAGCAAGCUUCAAUUUAAAUGUAACAGCAACUCAGUCCGGGUUGUGCAUAAACCAAAAGCACCUAUAUUGCCUGUUUCUAUUACUAAACCAUUUAGGUGCAUAUUGCUGGAAUGUUUUUAUUAGGAACAUUUAUGAUUGGUUUCACAGACCCUGAUUGUCACUAAUAUUGGACUCCCUUACUUAAAGUGAAGUUAGGUAGUGCCAAUCUACUCUUCUCCAUUGUGUUUGAAUAUGUGCUGGUUAAUACACACAGAUACUUUACAGUAUGAAGAUUGGUUUGUAAGGUGUAAAUGUGUAAUUUAUGUUGUGUCAAAUAAAUAUAUGUUAUUUUUAUGUUAA
Acipenser ruthenus (sterlet) is the source of this 1836-nucleotide messenger RNA. Its product is annotated as GPI-anchor transamidase-like. The record is from RefSeq and is a predicted model, not a curated record. Gene Ontology annotation, molecular function: GPI-anchor transamidase activity. Bases 60 to 1241 code for a protein of 393 amino acids. The transcript is spliced from 11 exons. NCBI's taxonomy places the organism in Eukaryota, Metazoa, Chordata, Actinopteri, Acipenseriformes, Acipenseridae. Gene Ontology annotation, cellular component: GPI-anchor transamidase complex. Gene Ontology annotation, biological process: proteolysis; attachment of GPI anchor to protein; protein localization to cell surface.